Messenger RNA from Bemisia tabaci, 1329 nucleotides. Lineage: Eukaryota; Metazoa; Arthropoda; Insecta; Hemiptera; Aleyrodidae. The record is from RefSeq and is a predicted model, not a curated record.
AUGAGCCUUACAACUAUUCCUGGCACAAUGGCUUUGCAUCAGAUUGUUUUGGAUUGUAAGAACGAAAAGCGAUUGAACAUAAGGCAAUUCUCUUGUCUAAUUUGCAGAAACAAACUCGAAUGCACUCACUAUCCUAAAGGAAGCACCAUCUUUGAUCAGCAAAUCGAACAAAAAGCGCCCAACUCGGAAAACGCAGCAGUGAAGGUAAAUAAGCCUGCAGCCAUUAAAAAGAAAGCACAGUCCAAAUCGGAGGCAACCAAAGAAAAUUCAGACAGUAAUUUGAAGACAUUGCACGAUGUAGAUGAACGAGAAUUAAAAGUUGACACUUAUGUUUCUGUUAUUUUUGAUGAGGAGUGGUAUCCUGGUCGAAUAAAUAGUGUAGACUUAGCCGUAAAAAAAGCUAAAAUUUCUUUCAUGCGUCGCUCCGGUGGAUUUUUCCUCUGGCCAUCAACAGCAGAUAUCCAUGUUGUUAACUUUGAUGGCAUUCUAACUAUCCUUAAACCACCCACAAAGUGUUCCUCAAGACUUUAUGUGUUUGAAAACGUAGACUUAGUUGAUAAACUGUCAACAUCCUAUCUACGUGAUUUGUAACUAGUCAUACGAAUGAUCUCAAGUUAAAUCAUGAGUAGUUACCCAGCCUCAUAACUUGCCUUAAAGUCUUCAAGACAUUUACCUCAUUUAUUUUCGCCAAGUGCCUAGCUCUUAGAGGUUUGUAGUGUAGUGAAACCAAGGGGAUAAGGAUUUAAAUCCUGGAUACUGUUUCCUCUUGCUUUCUUACCAAAAAACCUAACAAAUUUUUUUUGAUUUUUUUCAUUUUUCUAUUAAUUUGUUUCUUAAUUUUUUUCUUAUUCCUUUCGAUACGAAAGUUUUUCAUUUCAUAUAUAAUGUCUUUACUAAAAAUGUUUUUUUCUUUUACAUGUUUAUUUAGUUUAUAGUAAUUCGCUACCACACGGUGCAAUUUUAUUUUUUUACUUUCCUAAGUUUAUUUUUGACUUAUUCUCUAAUAUGAAGCUCUCGUUUUAUUUCAAAUUUUUCUAACAAAAGUCCAGCCUUAAGCUCAGUAUUAUAGUAGAAUAGCGCAUUAUUUAAGACAAACUAUUUCAUUCUUUAGAAUUUUAAGCCUUCAGUUUAAAGGACAAUUUUUCAGAACUCUAAUCUUCUUUAGAAUUUUUUUUUUUUUAGUUAUAAGUUUUUGCAUUCCUCUUUUAGUUACUAAGUGUUCGUGUUCCUCUUUUUUGAAAAAUGUGCUCUCUCAACAUUUUUGUUUGGAAUGAAUGGUGCAUUCCAGUUAUUAUGUUUUUUUUGUAAAUAAAAUUUUUCGUUCCAGUA